ACAUCGGUCGCUUCUUUAUUAGCCGUCUUAACAAUACUCGUCCUCCAACCGAGCGCCAUAAUCCGCGUUCUGAAGCUCGCCUUCUUUUGUUCUCUACAUCCCUUUCAAUACACUUCUGACCUCUCUGUGAAGCUCUCAGUGGAAAUUCUCCGUUACGAACAGAAAUGGGACUGACCUUCGCAAAACUCUUCAGUCGGCUGUUUGCUAAAAAGGAGAUGAGAAUUCUGAUGGUUGGUCUUGAUGCUGCUGGUAAGACGACCAUUCUCUAUAAACUCAAGCUUGGAGAGAUUGUCACAACUAUUCCUACCAUCGGAUUUAACGUGGAGACUGUGGAAUACAAGAACAUCAGCUUCACUGUUUGGGAUGUCGGUGGUCAGGACAAAAUUCGUCCAUUGUGGAGGCACUACUUCCAAAACACUCAAGGUCUUAUAUUUGUGGUGGACAGUAACGAUAGAGACCGUGUUGUUGAGGCAAGGGACGAAUUGCAUAGAAUGCUGAAUGAGGAUGAGCUUCGAGAUGCGGUAUUACUUGUGUUUGCUAACAAACAAGAUCUCCCCAAUGCAAUGAACGCCGCUGAGAUUACUGAUAAGCUUGGUCUUCACUCGCUUCGGCAGCGCCAUUGGUAUAUCCAGAGCACUUGUGCAACCUCCGGUGAAGGGCUUUAUGAGGGAUUAGAUUGGCUCUCAAACAACAUUGCUAACAAGGCAUAAAGCUGAUAAAGAGUUAGUAUUUGACUUGAACUUUGAAGGUGACCAAUAUCAGCUCCUAAUAGAUGCUGGGAGAACUACAAUGGGUAAUGUUCUCAUAGAUUUUACCCCUACCAAAAUAUCUUCCAAAUUAUUACUUUCAAACAAUGCAAAACACUGGAUCACAAUUUGUACUUGCG
This is a messenger RNA of Cucurbita moschata (crookneck pumpkin), 886 nucleotides long. Its product is annotated as ADP-ribosylation factor 2-like. Gene Ontology annotation, molecular function: GTPase activity; GTP binding. The transcript is spliced from 8 exons. The record is from RefSeq and is a predicted model, not a curated record. NCBI's taxonomy places the organism in Eukaryota, Viridiplantae, Streptophyta, Magnoliopsida, Cucurbitales, Cucurbitaceae. Gene Ontology annotation, biological process: vesicle-mediated transport; intracellular protein transport. The coding region runs from base 165 to 710 and encodes 181 amino acids. Gene Ontology annotation, cellular component: cytoplasm.